Molecule: messenger RNA, 4912 nt
Organism: Carassius gibelio (silver crucian carp)
Lineage: Eukaryota; Metazoa; Chordata; Actinopteri; Cypriniformes; Cyprinidae
Product: fatty acyl-CoA reductase 1
Exons: 13
Coding region: 1354-2901 (515 amino acids)
Biological process (GO): long-chain fatty-acyl-CoA metabolic process
Cellular component (GO): peroxisome
Molecular function (GO): alcohol-forming very long-chain fatty acyl-CoA reductase (NADP+) activity
Source: RefSeq, a predicted model, not a curated record
CUUUUUAUAAACCAUGUGCCUUUUCCAAUUUUAAUCCAAUUUUGGGGUUAUAAUUUAAUUUGUGAAGUAUCUGUAAUUCCUGUUCACAUUUUAAAUGAUGUGCCAAUUCAUACAGUGUUUACAUUUUAUCAUUGAUUGUAAUUGGAGCUCUACAAUUCAAAUCUAAAACAUGCUUAAUUUUUAGUGUUUAAAUCAGGUGUGUUUAGUAAAUAUGAUCCAGUUCAAAAAAAUUGCAUUUGUAAUGUCUAUCUGACAUCCCUGCCCAUGUGUGCAUUGCUUUGUGAAUAUAUCUAAUCUUCGUGUGCGUGUGUAUAUAGAACAUUUUAUAAUUUGUCCCUCAAUAAUAAUCUGAUUCUGCAAGAUUUAGAAGGAACAGUUCACCCAGAAAUGGAAAUAAUGCGCUAUUUACUCACCCUUAGUCCAUCCAAGAUGUACAUGAGUUGUUUCCUCAUUAAAACAGACUUGGAAAAAGUUAGCGUCAAAUCACAUGCAGAAUAUUAUUGAUAGUUUGAAAUUAAAGCACGUCUUGAUUGAAUUUAUUCUUACAGGAUUGUAGCAUUUCGCUUCACAAGAUGUUAGAUGAGGGACUGCAGUGCUGUGGAUUAAUUUAGAGGUUUUCUUAAGAUGCUUGGACCCUAAUUCUGACGGCACCCAUUCACUGUAAUGCAAUCCUAAAAUUCUCCAAAUCUGUUCCCCAUGAAGAAACUAAAUCUUCUAUAUCUUGGAUGUCCUGAGGGCGGGUACAUUUUCAGCAAAUUUUUAUUUUUGGGUCAACUAUUUCAGUCAGCUUUUAUAGCUGUUUUUGAAUUUGGUUCAUUGUACAGAGUUUCCAAUUUCUGAACUUGUAAAAAGGUCAGCUUUUAAAUUUCUCUGUUUGUUAGUGAUGUAAUGAGCAUCGUUUCAACAUGCAAGGGUAUCACUGCUUAAUGUAAAUAUUCAAAGUACUUUAUUCUGAAACUUUGGAUGCAUAAAGACAUUUGAGAAAUGUACUUUUGGGUAUUUGACGCUUGACAUGACCUGGUCUCUGCAUCUGAUUGGAUGAAAGAUUAAUGUUAAUGUAACCCCAGUUGCUCACUUGAGGCCUGUGUGUUUGAUGGUCAAUCACUGUAUCUGUAGUAAGUUCAGUGUUGGAGUAUUUCUAGACGUUCUUGCAACUGCAUCCUCUGGUAGUGAAGUGGACAAGCAUUGACGUGCGUUUCUGUGUCAUCAUAACCAUCUGGACUGAGAGAGGCGCAGUCACUACAGUUCUGUGAAGCGCGCGCACGCGAGAGAGAGGGAGAGACGCGCUGUAGCGGCUCGGAACAUCUUCACCCGGCGUGAUUCAUCUUCAAGUAUUCGUCUCUCGCUGUCAUCAUGGCCUCGAUCUCGGAGUGGUACGCGGGGAAGAACGUGCUGAUCACCGGAGCCACGGGCUUCAUGGGGAAGGUGCUGAUGGAGAAACUGCUGCGCUCCUGUCCAGACGUGAAGGCCCUCUACAUCCUCGUCCGGCCCAAAGCGGGUCAGUCUAUGUCCGAGCGCGUCCAGGACAUGAUGAAGUGUAAGCUGUUCGACCGCGUGCGUGAGGAUAAUCCUGACUUUCAUCAGAAGAUCGUCCCCAUCAGCAGUGAGCUCACUCAGCCCGGCCUGGCCAUCAGUCCAGAGGAUGUGAAGACGCUCACUUCCUGUAUACACAUCGUCUUCCACUGCGCCGCCACCAUCCGCUUCGACGAGGCCCUGAAGCAUGCGCUGCAGCUGAACGUCAUCUCCACGCAGCAGCUCCUCUCUCUGGCGCAGCAGAUGCAGCAGCUGCAGGCCUUCAUCCACAUCUCCACCGCCUACGCCAACUGCAACCGCAGACACAUCGACGAGGUCAUCUACCCUCCUCCGGUCGAGCCCAAGAAACUCAUCGACUCUCUGGAGUGGAUGGAUGACAGCAUGGUCUGUGACCUCACACCGCGUCUGAUCGGUGACCGGCCGAACACUUACACCUACACUAAAGCUCUGGCCGAGUGUGUGGUGCAGCAGGAGAGCGGCCGACUCAACAUCGCCAUCAUACGGCCGUCCAUCGUAGGAGCCAGCUGGCAGGAGCCGUUCCCCGGUUGGAUAGACAACUUUAAUGGACCGAGUGGCAUUUUCAUUGCUGCUGGGAAGGGCAUCCUGCGCACCAUGAGAGCCAGUAAUGACGCGGUGGCCGAUCUGAUUCCUGUGGACGUGGUGAUAAACCUGACGCUGGCGGCCGGCUGGUACACCGCGGUGCACAGACCGAAAACUGUGCUUGUGUACAACUGCACCACCGGAGGCAUUAACCCUUUCCACUGGGGCGAGAUCGAGCAUCACGUGAUGUCCACGUUCAAGAGGAAUCCUCUGGAGCAGGCUUUCCGUCGGCCGAACGCCAACAUCACGUCCAAUUACCUGAUCAACCAGUACUGGACCCUCGUGAGCCACAAGUUCCCCGCGCUCCUCUACGACCUGAUCCUGCGACUGUCCGGACAGAAACCACAGAUGAUGCGUAUUUUCAACCGUCUGCACAAAGCCAUCGGUCUCCUGGAGUACUUCAGCAGUCAGGACUGGGAGUGGAACUCAGACAACAUGAACAUGCUGAUGAACCAGCUGAGCGCCGAGGACAGGAGGACCUUCAACUUUGACGUCCGUCAGCUGAACUGGCCCGAGUACAUCGAGAACUACUGUAUCGGCACCAAGAAGUACGUUCUGAACGAGGACAUGUCUGACAUCCCGGCGGCCAGACAGCACCUGAGGAAGCUGAGAAACAUCCGAUACACGUUCAACACGCUGCUGCUGGUCUUCAUCUGGCGCGUCUUCAUCGCUCGCUCUCAGAUGGCCAGGAACAUCUGGUACUUCGUCGUGAGUCUGUGCUUCAAGUUCCUGUCCUACUUCAGGGCUUCCAGCACUCUGACCCAAUGACCGGAGCGACAGGAAGUGUGUGUCCUCGUCCUCCGAGCACUUCCUCCUCCAGAGCGUCUUCAGCCGUUCUCACACACACACACACACACACACACACAGGUGUUGCUUUAGCUUUCCUUACCGACCACUCAUCGCACUCCAUUCCUCCAUAUCAUGUUUUUAAAGAUGUCCUCUUUUAUAAAGACUAUCAUUAACACUGAUUAUAUAUGCAAUGCAUUUUACGAUAUUUCUCUUUUAUAUUCUCAUCGCCAUCUGAAAUCCAGAGACACUGCCUUUGUGUCUCCUGAGGAUUUUAGCCUUCUCGACUCCAGACUUCUCUUUGUGAGCGUGUGUUGGUCUUUGAAUGGUUCUGAUACCAUGCAAUCAAGCCGGAAACUCUUUCAGUUGGUGUUUUGUGUGUUUUAUUCUUCUUUAGUUUGCUGCGUUCAGAGGGAAAAGCCUGUGAACGGUAACAGAUCUGAUCUGCUUUUAUAACAUUUUUUGCCAAGUCGUCGCUUGCUCAGCUGUAUAUCCUCCAGUUUAAUCAGAAACACUCAAAAUCAAAAGAGAAAAAAAGUCUAUUCAUAAAGAAAAUGCAGCCUAUUUUUAAUGAAAUAAAAUAGUUCCUAAAAGCGAAGACAAUUAAGCACUUCUGCCACCAAAUUGAAUGCAUUUUUAAUGCAUAGAAUUAUUCCAAAUGUCAAUUCUCAUUACUGUAAUAGUGCUUUUACAUUACUGUAAAAAUAAAUACUGUAUAUUAUUACAUUUCAAAUAUUAAAUACAUUUGUAUUUAGAAAUUAAUACGAAAUGUUAUUAUAUAUAAUAACAUUAUAUAUAAUGUAUAAUUUAUACAUUAUAUAAAAAUGUAUUAUAUAUAAUAAAUUUUUUAUUUUCUAAUAAUUCAAUUAAAAAAUAUUAAAAUAUAAAAUGACAUUUUUUUCCACAUUUCUUUGAAUUAUGACAUCCUGGUUUUAUGUUUGUAAAUGUUUCUGUUGUAGAGCAGAGAGACACAGUUUAGCGUCAGACUCUUUCUGCGAGUGUUGGAUGAGGAUAUUUCUGUCUGGAGACAGACGUAAGAUAGUUUCAACAGUCUGUAAAUAUUCUAGCUAUUUAAAUAUAUUCUUUUUCAGAUGAUAUACAUACCAAAAAUGUACAAAUGUAUAUUUGCGAGGAUGAAUCAGACGGCUGGUUAAGAUUAAGAACAUUAUUUCCGGAAAUGAUUGAGUGCUUCCAAUAUUUUUUUUGAAGAAAACCGAAAAGUGAAGUAAAAAGCGUGGAGUGUUUUAGGUGUACUGAGCACUGUUUAAAGUGCUCUGAAACCGUCCCUCACAAAGCUUUCAAUCUCUGACUGUGGUAGUUUCUAUGCAGCACAACCUGUGCUUCUUCCUUCUAGAAACUUGUCUAGCUUAUUAGCGUUUGCUUUUUACCUUUCUGACGCACUUUUAUUUAUGUUUGCUUGUCAGAUGAACCAAAACGAGUGCAUUUAAUGAAUCUUGUACUGCACCAGCGGGUGAAUAUCAAACUUCAUCAAACGUCUUACAGCAUCGCGAUCAAUCGACACUAUUUGAGGAUCUCAUGAAUGGACAUUUUUCUACACUCCUCUGGUGGUCUAUUGCCAAAAUGUAUUUCUAAACCACCGUUUCUAAGACAUGUCUGCUCUCUGUUGUCCAUCUUUUGUAUCUUGCACACAGUAUUCAUGUUCAGCAGUAACCGCACGUCUUCCUCGGCUCGUUUGGCAGUAGUGGAGCGAUUACUUUAGAUGAUUUGAGAUGAUUUUUCUCUUGCACGUUAUGAGUCUCAGUAGAGAAAGCACACGCACACAAAUCUCCUCUUAGAGCAUUCCAGACAUGAAAAACAGCCAUUUUUCUGAGAAACAAACACCUUAUGUCUUAACAAUAGCAACUCUUUGUUUUCAGCCAAGCUGCGCUUUCAAAUGAAGCUUCUACUGCCAACCUGAUCUUUACAGUCUCAAGCGUUUGUGAUGUUUGUACAGAUGAGGGGAUUGAGCUGCAUUGGGUUUGCUGUACAAUGA